Molecule: messenger RNA, 3299 nt
Organism: Elaeis guineensis (African oil palm)
Lineage: Eukaryota; Viridiplantae; Streptophyta; Magnoliopsida; Arecales; Arecaceae
Cellular component (GO): intracellular membrane-bounded organelle
Source: RefSeq, a predicted model, not a curated record
UAUAUGGUUCAUGCACUGCACACCGCACUCCUGAUAUGUCCUUGUCUUCUGGAAAUUUGAGAUUGAUGUGUACUGGCAUUCUCGUGAUAGUUUUGGCAAUGCAUGGAUUUUCUUGUACCCUCAGUUCUUUUUUUUCCUCCUCGCUGCUGCUGGAUGUCUACAUACCCCAAGAGAUUGGCGCCCUGUUCAGCAUCCCGACGGUCCCAUCGGAACUGCUGCUCUUCUCGCCCCUCGCCUUUCCUCCUUCCAAGAAUUCCAUGGCAAGUACCACGGUUGGCGUUUCUCCCUUCCUCUCUCCUCCAUCGGUCCUCCUCCUCUUUCUCACCUUCGUCUCCUUUUCUUCCUCCUCUCCACCCAACGAAAUCCCAUAUGCCGAACACUGCAACUCCACCGUCCCCGAGUCCAUCCCCACACGCCUCCUUGUCCAUUCCAGCUCCUUCCAACUCCGACAAGGCUACUUCUCCGGCGGUGGCGACCUUCUCGAGUCAGAUUCCAGCUCUCGCCGCUCUAAACCAAAGUCCUUCCAAUUCCGAGCUGAACACCUCCACCAGACCCAAAGCACGGGCAUCAUCCAGGUCCGUGGGACCCUAAUCCUCCGCGGUGGAAACACUCGUACCCUACAGAACUAUACGGAUUCGACAGACGGCUCUCUUGUCUAUUAUAACACCACUGUGAGGAAAGAAGCCAUCUUUGACCUCACCGGCUUCUGGUCCAGAUCUUCCGGCAAGCUUUGCAUGGUGGGACGCGGCUCUCUGGAACACGCUGCAGGAGGUAGCUCUCUUGAUCUUUCUGCUGUUCUUAAGCUUAAUUAUCCUGAGAAAUCCACCAUCGCUACUAGCUUAGUUAGUGGUUUCGUCGAGAGCUUGGAUGCAACCACUAGCCCAAGUCACUUCAGUUCCGUUCAGGUUUUAGCCUAUGCCCAGAAGAAAUAUGAGUACACGAUGAUCUCCCAAGCGAACAAAUCGUGCUCCCAUCAUAUGUUUGAUGAAGAAUCGGCAGAAUUUGAUUCUAAUUCCUACUGUCCUAUACUCCGGAGAUUACAAGGUCAGUUCUUUAGAUUGGACUAUGGCAGUGACUGCUCUAGAACGAAUUGUGGCCCUUUCGGUACGUUUGGUGAAAUUUUCAUGUCUUGGAAUCUACUCCAGUGCACGGAGGAGGGAAGGUUGCAUUUUUAUAUUGGCUUCUCCAAUGUCAGUAAGCAUCCAUACAAUGGAUUUGUGCCUGAGAAGUCUUUGGUUGGUGAGGGGUUCUGGGAUCCAAGUGGGAACCGGCUCUGCGUCAUGGCCUGCCACAUACUCAACACUCAAGGGGAUUUUCUGGCAAACGCCUCGGUUGGUGAUUGCACAAUUGGCUUCAGCUUAUGGUUUCCUGUAGUGUUGUCGAUCGAGAAUACCAGCAGCGCCGUCGGUCAUAUAUGGAGUAACAAGAGUGUGAGUGAUGCAGGCUAUUUUAGCAAAGUUUCGUUCUCUAGUUUCGGUGACAAUUUUGGGUUGGUUCCUGGUUUAAAAUAUAAGUACACCAGAUUGGAUACGGUGAAGAACUUGUGUGUAGUGAAUGAUGUUGCACAAUUGGAGAAGAGGGGAUAUCCCGAUGGAAGAUCCUUCCGCGACAUGAAAUUUGGUUUUGGCAGCAAGAAUGCAUGGGGACAGGCAACACCGAUAUCAGUUGGUGAGACGCUUAAUCAGAAUGCUGAUGGAUGGCAAUAUGCAACUCUGGUAUCAGACGAUGAGAUAUUCCAUGGACAUAUCCAUUCCUUUACAGCAACAAAACCAGCACGGACAUUGGUAAAGCCGGAGCAGACCCACUGGAAUGUAAGCUACAAGAUAAGCUAUACCUUCCGGGGUUCCACUUCGGAUGAGUAUGUGUCGACCGAGAUCUCAGCGGAAGGGAUAUACAAUGCAAAAACUGGCAAGCUCUGCAUGGUAGGAUGUCAGUAUCCAAGCUAUGCAUUCGCUAAAAAACAAGGAAAAGGUAUGAAUAACACUAUGGACUGUGAAAUUCUCAUCAAUGUCCAGCUUCCCCCUCUGAAUACAGAGAGUGGAGAGAUAUUUAACGGCACAAUUAAGAGUACAAGAGAGUAUUCGGACCCACUUUUCUUUGAUCCUAUAGAGGUUUCCACAUACGCUUUUUUCAGAACAGCCCAAACGGCCGUCUGGAGGAUGGAUAUAGAAAUCGUUAUGGUUGUUAUCUCCCUCACACUUUCAUGUAUUUUUAUCAGAAUGCAGUUUUACCAUCUCAAGAAGCAUUUUCCUUCGAUAUCCAUCACGAUGCUUGUUCUUCUUACUCUCGGCCACAUGAUCCCUUUGAUGUUGAACUUUGGAGCAUUGUUCUAUAAGACUCGUAACGCACAGGACUUUCUAUACCAGAGCAGUGGAUGGAUCGAGGCAAAUGAGGUUAUUGUGAGGGUAAUGACGAUGGUCGCUUUCCUGCUGCACUUUCGUUUACUUCAAGUCGCAUGGUCUUCUAGAUCAGCGGAGGAGAGCAAGAAGGACCUGUGGGUUGCCGAGAAGAGAGCUCUUAUUUUGUGCUUGUCUUUAUAUCUUGCUGGUGGACUAAUUGCCUGGUUUGCUCACACGAGGUCGUUUGAAACUAGAGGACACGGUUCUCACUAUUCGAUUCGGCGCCACCGUUCUCUAUGGGAGGAUCUGACAUCAUAUUGUGGCUUGAUACUUGAUGGCUUCCUGCUGCCUCAAAUAAUUUUUAAUAUCUUUUGGAACUCCAAAGACAAGGCUCUGACCCCUUUCUUCUAUGUUGGAACCACCAUUCUCCGUGCAGUGCCUCACUUAUAUGAUGCUUAUAGAGCUCACUAUUAUGUUCCCCAUCUCAUCUGGUCAUACAUCUAUGCUGGCCAUGAUGGAGAUUUGUACUCCACGGGAUGGAAUAUCUUUAUUCCUUGCCAGGGAGUGCUCUUUGCAUUUCUUAUAUACUUGCAGCAGCGGUUUGGUGGUGAUCGCGUCCUUCCUAAAAGAUUUAGAAAUCCUGGUGAGUACGAGAGAGUCCUGAGUCCUUAGCAGCUCUUUUCGAUAAACUUUGUGUAAAAUUUGUAUCAUGCACGAUAAAGCUAUGUUUGAUUGCUGCAAUGUCUGAUCCCGUGAUUGGAAAUCUAGCGGCGUGGUGGGUCCAGAAUAUCUCAUUUUCCUCUUUGUUGUUGUACUUUGUGCAGUUCUAUGUUGGAAUGGAAGUAGUAUAAUCCCUUCUUGUACUAUUUUCCGUAGUGUCAAGCUCUGUUUUAUCACAAUGUAAAUUUACUGAUAAGUUGGACAAUAGUGUUAAUGAAUUAGUAAUGCAUGUAUCUUAAU